UGCGCAAGUUCGGUUGAGUGUUUUGUAACAGAGUGCCCUUUCAUCUUCUUACGCUUGCGUUCCGCUCAAAUUUCACUGCAACGAGAUCUACACGAUAGUCUGAUGUUUAGUUUUAUUCGUUUUGCAAAAUAGCGGCAUGAACACCUAUAUUAUGUUGGACAUUCACCAUACUUGAGACGGACUAUUUGUUGAACCUUACCGUAAUCUGUUUGGAAAAGCGCAUGUUUUGGACCUUUAAGUGUGAAAUGUAUUUCGUAUAUGCUGCGUCAGUUCUCAGCAGAUUCUUAAAUUUUAAUAAAAAGCGUUUACUGUGAUUUACUGAGCAUAUUAUUAAACGUACAAACCUUCUUACCUGCAAUACAAUAAUGUGCGCGUACACUUAAAAAAACGUUUAUCAACAUAAUUUGAAAAAAAAGAAGAUAAUGCAUACAACAUACAGUAAAAAUAGAUAGCACGAGGCCUUUCUCUGGAAAACUAAAUCCGAAUAUCAGAUUGUCCUGCAAGUGAUUCCGAGCAAAUCCACGUCAAACACGAGUUCGCACGGACCUCUACAGAAACCAUCCAGGCUCUCAAAGUGAAGAGAAAGACUAAACAAACUAAUCAGGAUGUGGAAUUUUCUGAAGUUAAUCCUCGUGUUUCACCAGGUUUCCAUGGUGAUUGGCUCCGGAACGAUGUAUCUGGGUCUUUUGACAUACUAUAACAACGAGCUGAUCACGUGCUGUAAGGAAACGUCCGAAUGUGAAGCAGGGAGGAAAUUCUGUAACUUGACCUUCGAGAUCAAGAUCAUCGGGUUAAACGACUCCUUGGAGACCCAAAUAUGGCGCCCCGGCACUGUCGUUACUCCCGAAGAAGCGGUUGGCCUUGUGCACAUACAACAGCCUGUCAACUACAACUUCAACGAGUGGAUGGGUCACGUAUGCAUCAACGUCAGCGUCUACAACGGAACCUCAAAUGACAACACAACGUUGAUAGACUCAUUCAAGACGAUUUACGAGGACAACUCUGCGCGGUGGUACUUCGUCAACCAUACUGGACUUAGCGAGACAUACAAUGCGACUGUAACACUUGUUGUGCGGUACAUGUGCUCCGAUCCAAAAACGUGCGGGGACUGCGUUUCCGACAAAGAUAAUUGUACUUCCGACGCGAACUUCACCGGACCAACCUUCCUUCCCGGGGGUUUCAAUUCAACGACUUCUCCCAUCCUUGCAAGGGACAACAGUACAACCGAUAUGGGCAACGCCACCGACUCUUGGUUAAAUACUAAUGCUUCUAGCACGGUUGCCUUAAAUAAAACUACGGAUAAUCAACACGAUUUUUCAACAUUAGUUUCAUCGACAUCCACAACAACAACAAUAGAAGAAUUAGCCACCUCGUCAUUAUCAUCAUCAACAACAUCAGCAUCAUUUCCCGUAACGUAUCCGUCUACUACUACAGAAACAACGCCAUCAACCACUACAGCAGCAAAAACAACAACCACUGCUGCCGCACCUACAACCGAAACUUCCACAGUAACAAUUCAAGUAGCGCCAAUCUCAACUCUACCUACAACGACAACUACGUCAUUAACUACAUCAUCAUCAUCAUCAUCAUCAUCAUCAUUAACAACAACAACAUCAACACACGUCACAACUAAACCUAACGAUACACCGUCGCCGACGGUCUCACGCCUACCGAUCUCAACAUCCGGUGGUAUCCGACCCACGACUGUCGAGGAGACUGCGACGCGCAUUGAGAAAGUCAGCGCCGUCUGGCCGUAUAUUUUGGCGGGAGUUCUAGGCGCCCUGGCCAUCGCAGCGUUGAUAAUAUUCAUGGUAUAUUUACGCCACAAAAAAGAACUCCGAAAUCGUCAAGAGAUCUAUAACGUCAAUCCGAAAGUGCUUAGGAAUUUCGAAGAGUUCACGGAAAACGGAACCACUGGAAGGGCGGACGUUCCUAUGGAAACGGAACAGUACUAGUUAGGAGUUGCAAAUACGUGAUGUAGUUUAUCUGGAAAUGGUGUUGAUAUGUGGUACAACUUUUAUAUUUUGUUCUGCAAAAUUGCAGUGGCUUUAGUAACUGUCCCAGUUGGGAUUUUAUGCAAUACUACUGCUAUUUAAGUGACUGUAUUCUUCGCGCGUGUGGAACCAUAGCUAUUUUGGGUAAUUAGGUAUAUAUUAUUAAGAUCUUCAUAAACAAUUACUGUUACUAUAUUAACAACAACUUCUGUUAAUGUGAUUCGAUGGGGUACAGAACAAUUUUGUUACACUGCAUUUUUAAUAGAAGUUUUAGCGCAGUUUUCAUCCCAUCGAUUCGAAGUGAUCCAACUAACCCAUAUGGAUCUUUUUUGCUACUGACAAGGACAGUAAUAUGACUUGAAAACGCACGCGCUUUGAAAGUUUCUCGUUCAACGAUUUACGUUGUUGAUGUCAACAGAGGAAAUGAUUCGCGACAAAAAAGUUAUGUGUUAAUCGUUUGUGUCUGAGACCCGUUUGCAGGCAAUUCAAAAUGCGAUUGUCAAUAACGAUUUUAGUUCGGCGAUAGAAGAACCAGUGGAGGUCUCAAUCGGAGAGAGAGGGUGUUCCUAUGAAAUGUGUUUAUAACGCGCUUCGGGAAAACAUGCUAAAUGCCUGUGCGUAAAGUGUCGUCCCAGAUAAGACUGUGCCGUCCGCACUGGCUAAUAAUUGAGGCCACUUUCCAUUUGUUAUUGUGUUCGUUUCAAGGAAGUCUCUUCUUAGAAAAAAAUCAACUUCAUGCAGAAAAUGUCGUCCUAGUUAGUCUGUGCGGAGCGAACAGAUUAAUCUUGGACGACAAUUCACGCGCAUGCAUUUAACCCUAUAUUUCCAGUGCGCGGCUCAUUUGUGUUUUGUCUUGCUGUUUAUUGUGAAGUGCUACGUUCUGCAAAAUAUUGUUACAUAUAUUUUAGAAUAUAUUAUAAGCUGUAUUUAUAAUUCAUGUACAUACAAUUUCAAUACACACAUACACAUGAAGUAGGUACAUUGUAUAGAGUUGUUUGUUUUUAUGCAAAUGUUUAAUUCCCAUUUUGUAUGCACUUUGCAGACUGUUAAGCGCGAGUAAUAUAGACAGUGCUUCGUGGUAUAUAUGAGUCGCGUUUUGAGAAAACCGGUCAUAAUGCAUGUGCGUAAAGUGUCG
Dreissena polymorpha is the source of this 3129-nucleotide messenger RNA. RefSeq lists its product as uncharacterized. Bases 606 to 1955 code for a protein of 449 amino acids. The transcript has 6 exons. The record is from RefSeq and is a predicted model, not a curated record. Lineage: Eukaryota; Metazoa; Mollusca; Bivalvia; Myida; Dreissenidae.